Messenger RNA from Elaeis guineensis (African oil palm), 1065 nucleotides. RefSeq lists its product as uncharacterized. Lineage: Eukaryota; Viridiplantae; Streptophyta; Magnoliopsida; Arecales; Arecaceae. The record is from RefSeq and is a predicted model, not a curated record.
ACAAGUUGAGUAGCAUUUUUAUGUAGAAUUCUCUCUGUUGGGUAGCAUUGUCAUGCAGAAUUAUUCUCACCAUAGAGAGAGAGAGAGGGAACUGUCAGAAGCUUGGUGACCAUGGCAAUGGCGCCAUCCUUGGCCGCCUCAGAAUUUUCGAACCUUCAUGCGGUUGUUCCAUGCAAAUCUUUAUGCUAUGCGUCCAAGUCUUCUCUCCUGUGGAUGUGCAGGUCAAGCCGCAGAAAGCAGAGGGUGAAGCUAUCGGUGCAGUCUCCGGGUCCCAUAGGUGGAGAACCACACCAGAAAACCGACGACAACAUGGAAACAAGCAACCAACCUCCCAUCGAACAACCUGCUAAUUCGUCUCCUCCCUUACCUACUGCUCCUAAUUGGCUAAAGUGGACUCUGGGAUCAAUAAUGUGGCUCGCUCUCCCCAGUUGGAAGAAAAUACAAAAAAUUGAUGAUGUGGUGACGAAAGUGGAUAAUGUAGUGGAGAUGAUUGAAGACGUGGCGGAGGUAACUGAGAAGAUAGCUUCGCAUGUGGCGGAAGGGCUCCCAGAGGAUGGGAUGAUGAGGAAGGCAAUGGAAGGUUUGGAGAAUGCGUCUGAAGAAGUUCUAAAGAAAGUUGAAGUGAUAGAUAAGUUCGUUGAUAAGGUAGAUGAAUGGACAGAGAAGCUAAAGAUAGAAGAUGAGCAAGGGGAUCAAGAUAAGCAUGGAGAGAAGAACAACGAUCGAGUAGAAUAAGAACCUUGGCAGUUCUACACGUAUUUGCUUUUUUCUUUUCCCCAAAAAGGAAUGUCGGUAUAUUGACCUUAAUUAUGUUUUGAGAAGUCGAAUAGGUGGAGGCCUGGGUAAGAAUGAGGUGAGGGUGAGAUUAAAUCUAAUCUCCUGGUUUUUGUCCUUUCUUUUUUUAUGUUUUGCCAUUGUCAAUAGAACUUGAUGGUAUUACUUGGCUUAUAGGAGGAAUUAGAUGCUAAUCUGGUCUGAAGCGAUGCAAAUUUUACCGAUUAGCAUCUAGAUUUUAUUUUUUUAAUUUUGUUUCUUUCUUCUAAAAUAGAGUUUAUAUUCUUCUAA